AUGACCGUAACUGCGACAGGUUAGAUUUUUUCAAUUCAUGAAAUUAAAAAUUUAGCAAGAGUUUUUUCAGUUAUAAGUUAGGUACUUUGUUAUUUUUGAGUUUUUUAAGGAAGUCGAUAUUGACAAGUCGAAAAUUUUGAGAAAAUGAAAUUUGAAUCAAUUUGAUAGAGCUUCAUAGAAGAAAAUUGAACAAAUUUCGAAUCUAUUGAUUUUUCGGGCCUUUUUUUCGUUUUUUUCUGAAGGAUUUUUUUGACGAAUAAUAGGAAUAUUUGGGAUUAGAACGUUUUGAUUUGAAUUCAAACGAAUAUUUUUUUCAGAAUACCCGAAAAUCAGUAAAUUUUUGAGAAAAAAAGAAUAUGAAGAACCUCUUUCUAAAAAAAUAAGAAUUUUCCGAAAAACUUUUUCGUCCUUUUUUUCAAAAAAAUAUAGCUUCCAAGUGCAUAUAAAAAAACUUUUUUUCGAUAGAAUCUUUGUAUAUUUUUCACUUGAAUAAUCUGUUUAAGCCGUUGCCUUUUUUCAGGUGGAGUGCAAAAAGGCGAUGUAAUUUGGGUUCCUUAUCGGAAGGGGCCUAUGUGGCCUGCUUUGGUCCGUUUAUUUAUUUUUUCAUUUUCAAUUACAUUUUCAGAAGUUCAGUUUAUAUAUUCAAGAUUUCAUCAACUUUUAUUGUGUUGAUGCGGAAAAAAUGCGGUUAAUGAUAUUUUAUAAGCUUUUUUGAAGAAUAUUAUAUUACGUUAUUUUCAAAGGUUUUCGAAGCUUUAGAAAUUCUCAUGAAACUUAUCUUAUUUAGAACGCUUUUUACAGUGUCUUUUUUUACAUAAUAACCGAAAUAGCUAAAAGCCCAUUUAUUGAGAUUAUUUGAACUGAAACUACUGAAACUGGAAGAAAUCCGGCUUUUUGACGCUAUUUUUGAUAUUUGAGAUAGUUUUUUCAGAUUAAAAAAAAUUCAAUCCAAAUUAGUAUACUGAUCAGUUCGAAGUUAAGUUUUCAGAAUUUUAAUUAUCAUUAUCUAUAUAAGGAGAUCAGCUACUAUUUCGUUGAAACCGCGGAAAAAAAAAAAAUGUUUUUAAUGAAUCUUUGGAAGUUUUUCGAGCUAUUUAUUGAAUUAAUCUUAUUAAGGAAAUUUACAAAAUUCUUUUUUUUUAUCGAAUCAAAAAGUUAAGAAUGUAGGUAUUAAGAACGAUUGCAUCAACUUUCCUACAGAAAUUGAAAAAAUCUGGUUUUUUCGACACUUUCGAAUCUUUUCCAGGUUUCAAUAGAACUUGUUUUAUGGAUUUUUCGUUCCAAAAGCUCAAAAUCAUGUUUUUUUUUUCAGGUCCAACAUGUCUACCCCAAGAAAAUCACCUACGUUUUCUUCCCGGUCCCGAAAGACGAAGGCAAAAAAUCGAUGACGUUCAGUAGCCCUCCGAAGGUUCAUUUUUCAUUGAUUUCUGUGUUUUUUCUUGAUUUUUUGUGAAAAACGCUAUUGUAGUAACAAAGAAGUUUGAAAGGUUUUUUCAUCUAAAGUCCUAAAAUUUAAAAAACCAAUUUCAUAGUUUUUAAAUGAAAUUUUUUUGUACAGAGCUGUGUAUUGAUUGAAGAAAAAAUUAGAAAUUAUUCAAUUUAUUUGAGAAAAGGCUUUACUGUUCAUAAACUUGUUAAAAUGAAAUUUUAAGUGUUCUAGGAUGGUUUUUCUUUUUUUAAAUCUCUCAGAAUCUUAAACUCCUGAGAUUUUCUGAAAAAUCAGUUUUUCGAUUCCGGAACGAAUUCGUUUCUCUACAAAGGUAUUAAUGGAUUGAAAGAGAAAAAAAUGAGAACUUGUUUGAUUUCAUUUGAAAAAAGCUGAUUUUAAACUGAUAGAAAUGGAGUUUUUAAGAUUUUAUGAAGUAAUUUUAGCGAUUUCAAGAAUUUUCCAAAAAAAUUAUCAUUAAGGCGAUCUUCGCUUUGAAAAUUGACGAGAAUUUGGAGUCGAAAUCGUCGAAAGAACUCGUCGAGGCGUUCAAAGAUGCCGUGAAAUAUUUGAAGGAGAAAGGAAUCGACAGGGUUGGUUUCCAAUUAAAUGAAGGCUGAAAAUGCAUGCUUUUCAUCGAGGUUUCAGGGCAAAAAUGUCAUUUUUCGCAUUUUCCAGGGUUCUUCCAUCAAAUCUCGCGACGAGGAAGAAUCUGAGGAACAGAAAUCGACGGAACCUCUCUCGCCCAAAAAGACGGAAAAACCGAAAACGGCUGAGAAACGGACAAAUUCGGACAAAGACGAGGCUCCGGAAGCGAAAAAGUCGGCGAGGAUCAUGACCAAACUGGCCCCGGCAAGCCCCGAGAAGAAGCUCAAGGCCAAGGAAAAGCCGAAAAAGGCCAAAAUGGAAAAGUCCGAGGCUUCGUCAGCCUCUUCCGAAGCUUCUUCGGCCCCCGGCGUCAUUUCGAGAAGAACUAAUCGGAGUUGGUUUUCUUUUCUUUGUUAGUUGUUGAGAGACCUCUUGAGGGGAAUCAGCAGGGUCAUGAUUAACAGGAAAGAAUUCGGCGCGUUUCUGAGAUUUUUUUGUACUUCGAUGAUUUCUAACUGCUUAGAAGUUUUAAAAAAGCCACUUUAGUCCUUUCUUUUCAGCGAUUUUUUUAUGAAUUUUGUGUAACUUUUUUUGUCUUGAAGGGACUUCUUGAGGGAAAUUAGAAUUUUCACAAUUAUAAGGAAAGAAUUUGAGGCGUUUUUAAGGUUUUUUUUUAGGUUUUUAUCUAAAUAGGUUUUCGAAUUAUUCAACUUUUUGAAAAAUGAAAAAAAUGAAACGUUGUUUUCGAUGAAACUUACUAGGGAACUUUUUUUACCCCUCGUCUGAAGUUCUUUAGUUAGCAAUAAUAAUUCUUUUUGAAGAAACAUUAUCAAUGAGUGGGAAAGGAUUCAUUUUAGUUCCAGUUGAAGCCAACAAAGACAGCAGUGGUCCAAUCCAGCGAUCGACGUCUUUCACUGGGCCUCUGAAGCCGAAGGAGAAGAAGCAACUUCUGGAAAAUGUACCUCAAAUUAUCGAUUUUGUAUUGAUCCCUGAAAAUGCAUUUUUCAGAUCCGAAAAAGCCUCGAUCGAUAUUUCAAGGAGCACUGGAAACUCAGCAAGAAAUACACUCGGCCGCCACUUUACGCCAUGAAUAUAUCCUUCGAUUUUCGUGAUUAUUUCACAGGUUUUCCUUUAAAAUGAACUAUCCGAGAAAAAAACCUAGUGGCCAUUCCUAAAAGACUACUUGAAGUGGACACUAAAGUAGUCAGUAAUCUCUUCUAUAGAAGUCACUAUUCUGCAUCUUACUGACCGGUAUAUUAGUUUUAGUGGUUCUAGUUGUACCACUGAGAUUUCUAAACAAAUCACCAAAUUUGAGCCAGUUUGAGUGGCCACUAAUACUUCAAAAACCCUGAAGUGGCCUCUUAAGCCACUUCUAUAAAAGCCACUUUUUUCCGUCUUAGCUCCCGCUAUAGUAGUUUUAGUUAUCCAGUGCUACGCCUUAGACUUCUGAAGAGGCCACUAAUUAUUAGCCGCUUCAGUGGCCACCAAUUCAACUAUUAUAGCAAGCACUAAAGAUUUUCCAAGUAUAAUCGCGAUGUUUUCUUUCAGAAGAAGACUGUUUCACGGUGGAGCAGCUGGUGGACCGACUUCUGGACCUCGUCAAGAAGGAAGACGUCGGAUUUUCGGGCGCCGCCGCCAUUCAUUUCGUCGCAAAGAUUCUCUUCCCGGAAAUUGUCAUCGGAGCCCUGAUGGAGGUGCUUUUUGGGCUUUUUGUUGAGAAAAAGGAACUAGGAAAGAAUUUUUUAUAUUUGCGACUCUUUCUGGAUUUUAUCAUUUUUUUUUUUCAGACAAGAUCCUUGGAUCGCGUGACUGCUGCGAAACUGUAUGGACACUUGAAGACGUUUAAAAAAAUGGGUCGGUUUUUAAAGAUCUAUAAAUGAGUUAUUUUUUUAACUUCAAAAAAAGAAUAAGUUAGUGAUUCAUAUAGGAUCAUUUGAGCCAUACGUCGGCUGGCACUCCGGGGUGGGAUCUAGCCGACGUUUGAUUCUAGCCAAUUAUUGUUAUAAACUCUAUGAGAAGAAACUUUUCUAUGUGAAAAACUCGAUAAACUGGCUUUUUUGAAGGUAAAAACAUUAAGAGACAAUACAUUGCCUUAUAAUUUCAAAAUCUGAAGAUAAAAUAAGAAUGCCCUAUAGGGGCCACUUGAGCUUUAGGGGUUCAAGGGUCACCCCUACAGGACCCAUUGACCAUUUUGUCUCACCAACUACAAAGACCAUUUAAGCUUUACGGUCGGAUUUCAACCCCUACAAUGAGCAUUUUUCAUCCCUAGAGGAACCGUCUUGUCCCCUUAUCCCUAUAGGGGUCACUAUUAGGGUUCUCAGGCAGCUCAUCCGAAAAAAAAAGAUGAAUUUUAGAUACGGUGAAAUGGUGAGCGGGCCACUGGAAGCGCUGGUCCAGGUGGCCUGUCAGGAGCGCGAAUCUCUCUCCGAAUAA
This is a messenger RNA of Caenorhabditis auriculariae, 4447 nucleotides long. Lineage: Eukaryota; Metazoa; Nematoda; Chromadorea; Rhabditida; Rhabditidae. The record is from the annotation of a GenBank genome assembly.